Messenger RNA from Trichoderma harzianum CBS 226.95, 1068 nucleotides. RefSeq lists its product as hypothetical. Gene Ontology annotation, biological process: nucleolar large rRNA transcription by RNA polymerase I. Lineage: Eukaryota; Fungi; Ascomycota; Sordariomycetes; Hypocreales; Hypocreaceae. Gene Ontology annotation, cellular component: RNA polymerase I upstream activating factor complex. Bases 257 to 982 code for a protein of 241 amino acids. The record is from RefSeq and is a predicted model, not a curated record. Gene Ontology annotation, molecular function: RNA polymerase I cis-regulatory region sequence-specific DNA binding. The transcript has 2 exons.
CAAUUUUCAUCUAUCAACGACGCUUCAACUGCCGCCAACAACGGCUGCUCUUUUCUCUUCAUUGACCCAGCCGGUCUAUUUACAGCUGCCAUGGUCUGCUCGAUACGGCCUAGUUGUCUUUUUGCGCCACUUUGGAACCCGUGAGUGAAGGACGGGGGGCAAGGGAUCGUCCCGACUAGGUGCACAUCAAAAAGCACAGGCCAAGGGUGAGGUGAGAAAGGACGGAAAAAUCCUUCCACGGAGGACAAAGAAAACCAUGGACUCUACAGAUGAAUACAUGCAGUCAUCUGCUCCCAGAGCUGCCGACAUCGGGGAUUCGCCGCUGUUGCCGCAGCCCUCCCGGGGCAGCCGUCGCCAGGGUCAGCGCAUGCUGGCUACCGUAUACGACGCUGUUGCAGGAAGGGUCACCUAUGAUGGAGUGUUGCGAGAUGAGGGCCAGGACCAGAGGAAAUUUCAGCCUGGGAUCGUCGACCAACGAUCGGCCCGAGACGGCUUCAAGCUUGCUCCAGAUGAUGUCUUGUUUCGCCGCAAGGACGCUCCGGAACGCUAUGCAGAGCAUGACAUCUACCGCGCGCACGAUUGGGAGCUGCCCAACGGCGGGCAGGGCGUCUUGCCACAGAGCGAUCUUCUCAAGGCCAUCCACGAGUACUCAUCCGAGUUUUACGGAGCCCUGAACCGCAACCAACGGGUGCUCGAAAGUGGACGUAAUUUGGACGAGCGCAGCAUGGAUGAGACGGCGCUGUUAGCACUAGGUAUCCUGCUAGAGGAGGCAGGGCGAGAGGUUCUAGGUCAACGAGGGCAUCUUGUCUUCACUAAGGGCAGCACCCAGGAUAAUUAUGACGACGGCAGCGGUGAGCAGGAGUGGCAAGGAGGCAAUGCGGCGCAGGACUCUGGCGGUGAUUCAGUGGUGGGCCAUGAAGACUCCAGGUCCCGACAGCCGGGGCGGAAACGAAGAAAGCUUGCGAAAGCAGAUGACGACUGAUUGUAACGUUGGCUCGGUAUUGCCAUGAUGAGAUUGUCGCUCUGCAGGGACUCUACCAUGGAAAAAAAAAAAAAAAAAAAAAAAAA